Molecule: messenger RNA, 816 nt
Organism: Lactuca virosa
Lineage: Eukaryota; Viridiplantae; Streptophyta; Magnoliopsida; Asterales; Asteraceae
Source: the annotation of a GenBank genome assembly
AUGGUGAUUGGUUUUCUUUCAGCAGUCGUCAUUUUCCCAUUUCCCCAGAUUUAUCUCGCUCCAAUAUUAACUGGAAAAGUAAGUUUUGUUGGGUGGAUAUGCAUAGCUUGUGUCUACCAUUUUUUUCUUUGUUGUGUUCCGCUUGGUGAUGAUUCGGUAUCUUUGUCUGCCGAUCUACGUGCUUUUGUGCCUUUAUUUUCUCAUUUAUGUGUGAAAAGAGCAUUUCUGCUGGAAAUUGUCCUUUCUUUGUGUCAUAUGAACCCAUUUUGGAAGGCUCGAUGUCAACUGCCUGUGUUAUUUGUAUGUCGUACAGAUUGGGGUAAAUGCUCCUUUCAGCUGACAUCAUAUUUGGUUGGUGACAUUUCUCCCGAGUCCAUUGUAGUAUAUGGUGUGGUUCCGGACCAAGAUGUGGACCCGAUGAUUUCGAUACCCGAGUCUCUCGUUACACUUCCAGGGUUUGGGCCGAAUGUGUUUUCCAUUGAUCAACUUCUGGAUAUUUCUUGUCUUGUGAUUGGUUCUUCUCAUGUUGGUUCUUCCAGCUCAGUAGGAGUGGUGCCCCUAGAAAUUGGCUCUCCUGAUCGGAAGCAUAGGCGGCUCCUUUUGCCCGAUCAGUUUAAGCAGUUUUUACAUGAAAUUUACCAGGUGGGCCAUCGUUGUGCUUCUCCUUUAUCUUUGGAUCAUGUUGCCCUUAAACCAAUUGAUGGGUGCCCUUCUUGCGUACUCUUUGAGGAAGAAUUGGACGAUGCAUGUCGCUUUAUAGCCCGUGCUGAAAAAAUAAAUUUCUACCGUACUUGGGCGGGAUCUCAAGUUUUUUGA